Ciona intestinalis (vase tunicate) is the source of this 837-nucleotide messenger RNA. RefSeq names its product thioredoxin-like protein 4A. Gene Ontology annotation, cellular component: U4/U6 x U5 tri-snRNP complex; U5 snRNP; spliceosomal complex. Gene Ontology annotation, biological process: mRNA splicing, via spliceosome. Lineage: Eukaryota; Metazoa; Chordata; Ascidiacea; Phlebobranchia; Cionidae. The record is from RefSeq and is a predicted model, not a curated record.
UACCAACUGAGCUAUUACUUACAGCAAGAAUAGGGAAAUACAAAUAGGAUUUUUUUUUUUACUACUCUGUAUUAGACCACCACAGUAGUAAUGUCUUAUAUGCUUCCACAUUUAACCAAUGGCUGGCAAGUAGAUCAGGCCAUUCUGAAUGAGCAAGAACGAGUUGUUGUCAUUCGUUUUGGCCAUGAUUGGGACCCCGCUUGCAUGACGAUGGACGAAACUCUUUACAGCAUCGCAGACAAAGUGAAAAACUUUGCGGUCACAUACCUCGUUGAUAUUACAGAGGUUCCUGAUUUUAACAAGAUGUACGAACUUUAUGACCCCUGCACGACCAUGUUUUUUUAUCGGAACAAACACAUUAUGAUUGAUUUAGGAACUGGUAACAACAACAAAAUCAAUUGGCCAAUGGAGGAUAAACAAGAAAUGAUUGAUAUUCUAGAAACAAUUUAUCGCGGCGCAAGGAAGGGAAGAGGUCUGGUAGUUUCGCCAAAAGAUUAUUCCACAAAAUAUAGAUAUUAGUUUAAAAAUGUUGCUUAGUUAAUGACAAUGUAUAGUGUUUAAUAAUGCUGCAUAUUUGUGUAUUUUGUUCUUAUCCACUUCUGAAACACUGCUGUGGUUAAAUAUGUGUUGUUUUACUUUGUUAUUGCAAUUUUUGGCAGUAAUGUAUUGGUGAUUAAUGCUAAAGCAUUUGUUAAUUUAAAGAAAAAUUUUGGUUAAAUGACAUUACAUUGCAAAAUAAUACAGAAUACAAAACUAGCAUUGGUCUUAUAUUCUACACUGAACCAUAUUUCAUCUUAAUGGAUUGUCUUAGUAUAUGUUUUUUUUUAAGUUUACAGA